CCUCGUCCAUCGUCCAUCGUUCACCCUCGUACUCGUCCCCCGUCGUCCCCGCCCUAAUCCUCCCCCAUCCACGCCACCAUGGCGUACGCGACCCCCUCCCCCACCCUCUUCGUCGGCAACCUUGCCACAAAGACCAAAAAGCCCGAACUCCGGUCACAGCUCUACGCCCUCUUCACCCCCUACGGCAGAGUGAUCGAUGUCGUGGCCAAAAAGCACGACGGCGGACGCGGCCAAGCGUUCAUCGUGUAUGACGAGGUCGCGAGCGCCACCGCUGCGCUGCGCGCCCUCUCCGGCGAGCAGUUCUACGAGCGCGCGUUGAACAUCACGUACGCGCGCACGGCGUCACAUGCUACCCUCGCGCUGGAUGAUCCUACCUUUAGCAAGGAGGCGAUUGCGAUCAAGGCUGCGCGGGGAGUGUUGGACUCGGCCCGGGGCGAGUAUGAGCAGCUUGCCAACGAGAAGCGGCCGCUGGAUGAAGGCGAGGAGCUCCGGACAGCUAAGCGUGCCAAGAUCGAGGACGACGACGAUAUGGAGAUUGAGAUGGAGGACGAUGAGGAUGUCACCGGCGAGGGCAUCGCCGUCGUGUGCACAAAUCUUCCCGCAGAGUGCAAUGAGGACAUUAUGGGCGCCCUCUUCUCCCAGUAUCCUGGGUUUACACGCGCGGUUGUCUUUUCUGGACCAGUGCCGUCGUCGCACCCCCCACCGAACACAGGCGCAAAGUCGUUCCGAGCACUGUUUGGGUCGCGCGCAGAGGCCGAGGCCGCAGUGGCUCCGUUGAAUGGCUACUUGAUGCAGCCAGGGUGGGAAAUGGCAGUCUCGAUUCAGGCCUAGCGCGUUCCAGUUUAGACGACUGUAGACGGUCAGAUGGUCAACUCUCUCUCCUACUCAGACCUACUCAGACUCUAGAUUCAUGCAUCAGUGUAUUUUCGU
Cutaneotrichosporon oleaginosum is the source of this 930-nucleotide messenger RNA. RefSeq lists its product as uncharacterized. Gene Ontology annotation, molecular function: mRNA binding. NCBI's taxonomy places the organism in Eukaryota, Fungi, Basidiomycota, Tremellomycetes, Trichosporonales, Trichosporonaceae. The record is from RefSeq and is a predicted model, not a curated record.